Amyelois transitella is the source of this 1091-nucleotide messenger RNA. RefSeq lists its product as uncharacterized. The coding region runs from base 9 to 842 and encodes 277 amino acids. The record is from RefSeq and is a predicted model, not a curated record. Gene Ontology annotation, molecular function: oxidoreductase activity. The transcript has a single exon. Lineage: Eukaryota; Metazoa; Arthropoda; Insecta; Lepidoptera; Pyralidae.
CUUCGACCAUGGCCAGAGUCGCGCUGGUGGUUGGAGCAGCCAGCAAUCUUGGCUACCAAGUCCUUAAAAAACUCACCGAAACAUACCAAGGAAAAAUCUACUUCACAACGGAAGACGAAGAAAUUGGUUGCAGUAUACUCAAAGCAUUUCAAAGAGACGGCCUUGACAUUAAUUACAUUCCUAUGGACAUAACUUAUACAUACAGCAUAAUUAAGUUAAGACAUCACAUUCAAGACCAAGAUGAAAGAAUAGAUCUGCUGAUAAACCACUCAGAUUACGUACAGACGAAGAAGAACCUAUCUCACGCGGAAAAAGUCAGACAGACUAUGAGCGUAAAUUUUUAUGGUUACAUAAAUUUCGGGAAACUAGUGUAUCCACUGCUGAAUGAUAAAGCAAGAGUUGUCAACGUGUCUGGACCGGCUGGUCUUUUGGCUACUAUAGAAAAUGAUGAGAUCAGAAACAAGAUAAGUGAUACUACUCUUAACGAGGACGAGUUAGUUGCAUUGUUUCAAGAAUAUGAAGAAGCUGUUAGGAAAGGUGUUGAAAGGACCAUGGGGUGGGGCAAAAAUGCGCACGCCGUUAGCAAAGUCGCUUUGAACGCUGUCACAUUCCUCCAACACAGAGAAUGGGCUAAUAAAGACGUUGUUAUAAAUUGUGUGAACCCUGGCAGUUUAUCUAGUCGUGAGAACAGAAAGACGUCUAAGGUUUUCGAGGAGGGCGCCAAGGCAAUUUUGUAUUUAGCAUUGGAAGCGCCCCUGUCAGUAAAGGGCAAUUUCGUUUGGAGUAAUUACUCGGUCAUUGAGUGGAACUGUGACCCAUUUGUAGAGGUGACGACUGUAUAAUACAAGACUUAGUGAGACAUUAUUUAGCGAGAUGUGUUUAUCAUGGGCGACUGCGUCCGAAUGUAAAGAGUUUAAUGACGUUAUUAAAAUAAACGGUGUUACUCGGAGCAAUUUUUAAUUUGAAUUAGUGAGUGAAACAAAUGUUUGUUAUUUUGAAUUAUUAUUAAGAACGAUUGAAUAAUUUUCUAGUCUAGACGUGUUUAGUGAAACAACUGUUUUAUCGUGAGAAUUAUAUUAAGUUUUGAAGUA